GAGCAUUAAAAAAUAAUAAAAUAAAAAUAAAUAUAGAAAAGGAUAGUAAUAGAUUUAUUCAUUCAUUCAUUCACAUUUCACAGUAGUAGCAAUUGCAACGAACACUCACCACGCUCUGCCUCGGUGUGUCCCUAUCUCAUUACGCCGUGGCACCCUCUUCGUGACACCAUGCACAGACAAUCCCUGGGCUCUCCGUCUCCCAAACCCUCCAAGGAAGAGACGCUCCUCGACGAUGCACCAAAGCCUCACCGCCUCUCCUCGCCGCCUCCUCCGCCGCACAAGUUCAUCCACCUCAUUCCCCUCCUCACUCUCUUCUGCUUCUUCGUCCUCUACCUCUGCUCCCACACUCCCUCUCCCACAGACUUGAAUCAUUUCGCCGGACUCAACCGCACGCCGUCGCAUCGUCUAGCGGCCAAGAUCGGCGGCGACAUUGGACAGUACAUGGAUGUAAAGAGAAGCGAUGUUUUGGCGAUCCGAAGUUUGCAACAGAUACCGAAAUCUCGCCCUCACAGGAAACUCGCCGAUUUUUAAGCUCGCACGCGCACCUUCUCCACCUCCAGUUUCCACACGUGCGCGGUUCUCUCGUUGAUCCAUUCUAUAUUCUUGUUCCUGUUGUACAUUCCAUUUGCUUUAAUUUAUCGCUCAUAAAAAAAUAAAACAAAAUAAAAUCGAAUUCACCUUCAUAGA
Messenger RNA from Cajanus cajan (pigeon pea), 687 nucleotides. RefSeq names its product ribosome maturation factor. Lineage: Eukaryota; Viridiplantae; Streptophyta; Magnoliopsida; Fabales; Fabaceae. The record is from RefSeq and is a predicted model, not a curated record.